AUGGGCAGUGUUGGCAGUGGGGUGGCAGGAGAGCAGGAGUUUGCCAUGAAGUCUGUGGGCACGAGGACCACCCUGCCUCGGGCCCCUCCUCUCUCUCGCCGUUGUCCUGCCGACCGCAGCUGCAGCGCAGAACGGCUGCCCCGCCCCCCGGCGACUAUAUCUGACGGGACGGCAUCUAGCGAUGAACGAGGGAGUGUUAGUAUCGGAACUGGGACCUGUACUGGGACUGACCGGCCCACCGAAACAGCCUCCUCCACCAACACUGAAUGUACCAUGACAGCCCCAUCCAACAACAACCAGUUGGAGUGUGGCAACGGAGCGGGCAGGAGGGAGAGGGAGUGGGAGAGAGAGAGGGAGAGACAACCAAGCGAGAAGAACGGCGUUGGUAUGACCCAGCACCAGCACAGAGAGAUGGUGGCCGCGAGAACUGACAGUGAGAACAACCCGUCCAGCCACAACCCUCCAAACCAUAACCCACCCAAGAUUCUGCCAGUGUCUGGAAAACUGGAGCAGAACAACUCCGGCCUUGUUCGUCCCUCUGCCUUCAAGCCGGUGGUUCCCAAGAGCUUCCACUCCAUGCAGAACCUGGUGGGCCAGGCAGGAGGGGCUGGAAGCGAGGGCAAGACUGAGGCAAGGAGUGAAGGGGAUGGGGGAGGAGAGUCAGGAGAGGUCCCAGAGGCCCUGCUCCUCGACCAGGACAGCCCAGUAAGGGUCAGCAGAAGUGAGGGUGGGGGAAAUGGUAUUGAAGUGGUUCAGGGAGGGAUGUCUGACUCAGGGAGGAACUCCCUGACCAGCCUGCCCACCUACACAGGCUCAGGGUCUGGUUGUGGACCCCCAGCAGUCCUGGGGCCUCUAAGUGCUUCCACCAGCCACAUCAACAGGUUGGGCAUGGUUGGGGCAGCGGCAGGCCUGGACAAGCUAGAAAAGCCUGGCUACCAGAAUGGGUUAAGUGCUUCAGACAGCGGCCGCUCGUCCUCGGGAAAGAGCUCCUCAUCCUAUCAGAGGCUGAGCCACCUGAGUGAUGCCCCAGCACCUCUGCGCCCCUCACCCUCAUCUGAUGACAUCAUUCAGGACCUGGAGGACCGCUUGUGGGAGAAAGAGCAAGAGGUGCAGCAUAUGCGCCGCAACUUGGACCAAAGUGAGGCAGCAAUCAUUCAGGUGUUUGAGGAGAAGCAACGCGUCUGGGAGCGACAGAUGGAUGAGCUGAGACAGAACUAUGCCUCACGCCUGCAGCAGGUUACACGUCGUGCUCAGCGCUCCCAGACUGCCCUGCAGGCCCAGAUAACCCGUCUGUCCCAGGACAAAAGGAGGCUCCAGGAGGAGAUGGCGGCUCUGCUAGCCCAGAGAGAGGAGCUCGAGAGAAAGUGUCUGGAUUAUAGGAAGGAGCAGGCUGACAUUUUGCCUCGCCUGGAGGAGACCAAAUGGGAGGUGUGUCAGAAGGCAGGAGAGAUCUCCCUGCUGAAGCAGCAGCUGAGGGAGAGCCAGGCUGAGGUGACCCAGCGAGCUGGAGAGAUGGUGGCCCUGAGAGGCCAGCUGAAGGAGCUCAAUGCCCAGCUGAGGGAGCGGGAGGAGACCAUGCUGGGCCUGAAGGACUCCUACAGCACCAAGAGUCUGGAGCUGGAGAAGUGUGAGGGAGAGCUGAGGAGGACACUGUCAGAAGUGUCCAUCCUCAGAGAGAAACUGGGUGUAUUUGAGGCAGAGGUGCUUAGUCUAAAGCGGGCUCUGAAUGAAGUUAGCAGAGGAGCCGAAGUUGUCGUGAGCCCCAACUUAGCUGCUGCAGGACUGUUGCCACCCUGGGGAAUUGUGCACUGCCCACGAAACCCCUCUGAGCCCUCAACCAACUCCCUCACCCCCACGUCUGACACCCUACUGAGUCUUCAGAGUGAUGAAGCCAAAGCCCAAAGGCAGGAAGCAGGGGAGCUGCGCAGGCAACUAGAGCAACUUCAGGCUGCAUUACGUCUGGAGCGACAGCAACGGGAACGUCAGGCUCUCAACUUUGACCAGGAGCGACACACCUGGCAGGAUGAGAAAGAACGAGUUUUGAAAUACCAGGCACAGUUGCAGCUGAGCUAUGUGGAAACGCUGCAGAAGAAUCAGGCUUUGGAAAAACGCAUGAGCCAGUUGGGAGCUAAACCGGCUACAACCUCCACAACCACCACUAUCACUACCACCACCACUUCCUCCCCCUCCUCCUCUAAUUCUCCACCUCCACCGCCAGCCCUUUCACCUCUGUCUGCUCAGCCCCCUUCCCUCCCCGGUCCCAUCACCCUCACCCUCUCCCCCCCCUGUGAAGACCAGAAGGGGACGCCUUCUCUCCACCAGCUUGCCCCUCCUUGGGCAGGACCUUCACGCCUGGAGAGGAUAGAGUCCACUGAGAUAUAG
Scomber scombrus (Atlantic mackerel) is the source of this 2382-nucleotide messenger RNA. It is a transcript of the gene lzts3b, whose product is annotated as leucine zipper, putative tumor suppressor family member 3b. NCBI's taxonomy places the organism in Eukaryota, Metazoa, Chordata, Actinopteri, Scombriformes, Scombridae. The transcript has 10 exons. Gene Ontology annotation, cellular component: dendritic spine. The record is from RefSeq and is a predicted model, not a curated record. The coding region runs from base 1 to 2382 and encodes 793 amino acids. Gene Ontology annotation, biological process: regulation of dendritic spine morphogenesis.